AGGUUACAAUGUCUUAAUGUAAUUUGACUCGAGUGAAGGUGCAGUCAACGAAAGAGAAAUUUGUAUACUAAUCUAGUCGAUACUUAUAAAAUUAAACGCGAUCGCAGCCAGCGAACACACAUUUUACCAGACCGCCAAUGUCUAGAUUGUGUCUCACAACCGCAUCGCAUCAGAAAUGUUGUUGUAAAAAGCACCAAUUUGAAGCGAAAUUUCAUUUUUGCUGAGAUGCUUAUAAAAUAAUUUUCAUUCAUUCGGCAUACUUAAAAUAUUUUUUAGCUUUUUGACAAAAUAUGUUGUAUCAAAAAUCAAUAUUUAUACUGUUGGGAAUUAUGUACAUGGGAAUUAACGACGUUUUGUCAUCGAUUAUAAAAAGAAAAGUUCACAUAUCUGAGGAAAUUGACGAAGGAACCGUAAUUAUUGAUAUUUCUGAAGUUUUGGGACACAGUGAUAAAUCAAGAACAAACCGCGAAUACAAAUUAAUAUCUCAAGAACUGGCUACGAAUGUACAGGCAAUAGAUACACAGCAGUGGUUUAUAAUAGAUGAAAUUUCUGGAAACGUUGAGACCAAUCGUCGUAUCGACAGAGAUGAUUUGUGCAGAAAGAGUGGCACUUGUUUAAUUAAAGCCCAGAUAGUCGUUCUUCCUUACGAAAUCUUUCAAGCUGUUGAAUUAGAAAUAGUCAUCGAAGACAUCAAUGAUAACAAACCGAUAUUUCCAAAUGAAGUAGUCAUUAUGAAUUUGACUGAAAAAUGGAAUCUGAAUGAAAUUAUAAAUAUUGAUGUAUACCAGGCUACUGAUAACGAUAUUGGUAAGAAUGCGGCACUUCAAUACAAGUUAUUUCCGAAUCGAUUCUUUCGAAUAAAAUACUUCUUUGACAAAAGCAACUCAACACAUUUGGAACUGUACUUGCUACGGAAAUUAGAUUUUGAACAAACACCGAGAAUAGAAUUGAUAAUUGAAGCAAUUGAUGGUGGAAAGAAUGCUACAAAAGGAAGAAUGAUUCUCAUAAUCAAUGUGCUUGAUGCCAAUGACAAUGACCCAAUAUUUGAGAAAGAGAAAUAUUCUGUCAUAAUCAAAGAGAACCAGCCACCAGGUACACUUGUAACAGUGGUGCAUGCAAACGAUUCUGACAGUGACUUAUUUGGAGACGUUCGAUACUUUAUCUCAAAAAGAAAUAGUUUUGCUUCCCUAAAUGCCGUAAGAAUAGAUUCGAUAAGUGGGAAAAUCACACUGAAAAAACGUCUGGACAGAGAAAUAUCAGAACAAUUGAAAAUACGUGUCACAGCUAGAGAUAUGGAUCCUGUAAAACCAAGAUCAGGUGAAACUUGGGUUCAUAUCAAAGUUCUGGAUGUGAACGACAAUGAACCGAAAAUUAAGGUGGAUUUUGUGUCACAACAUGAUGGAGACACGGUUUACGUACUUGAAUCUAUUCCAAUUCAUUCCUACCUUGCAAAAGUCAAAUUCAGCGAUUCGGAUGCAGGGGAAAAUGGAAUGGUUCAUGGUUACAUAACAUCUAGUUCAGUGGUUGGAAGACAGAAAUUUGAAAAUGUUGACCAGCGAUUUGGAAUAUCAAAAGACGGAUUUGUUGAAACCUUACAUUCACUAGAUAAAGAGAUUUGUGAUCAUUACGAGGUUAUGUUGCAUGCUUGUGACGGAGGUUCGCCAAAAAGCUGUUCUACAAGAACAAUUUCUGUUGUGAUAUUGGAUGUCAAUGAAUGUAUUCCAAGAAUAGAAAAGCCGAUCAUACAUAUAAAUAUGAAGGAAGAUACCUACAUAGGCACAACAGUAACUCAGGUAGUCGCCGAAGACUGCGAUUCAGUGAACGGCCGAGGAUUGAUGUUAAAUAAAAGCGGACAUGUCGUGCCUUCUCGCAAUGGCGAGGUGUCGUAUUCUAUUAUUGAUGACGGCGGAGGUAGUCCUUUCAUUGUUGGUUCAAAGUCUGGUAUAGUACGAUUGCUGAAACCUCUAGACAGAGAAAAGAAAACGACUUGGAAUUUAAGAAUCUCGGUAAAAGAUGGCGGCUACCCACCAUUACAUGAAGUUUCUCACAUCAAUAUAGAUGUUGAAGAUAUCAACGAUAAUGUGCCCAUCUUUGUCAAUCCAAGAAAAAAUCAUUCGACGAUUUACUACAAUUUAUUAGAAAAUGGCGAAAUUAUAAGCAUACAGGCUAACGACCGAGAUGCUGGUUUGAAUGGUAAAGUUACUUAUCAUCUCAAAGCUUCAUACAGAGUUUAUGACAACUUGAAUCCGAAUAACAAACUACUGCCAAGACAUGCUUUUAACUCUCCAAUUUUUAUAUUAAAUCCUUCAACUGGUAGCUUGAGAAUGAAUUUCAGUCAUCAAAAUCCGGUGGACCUCAUUGGAAUUCACGAGCUACAAAUUCAGGCAAAAGAUGUCGGUAACCCGCCAAUGAGCAGCACUCUCUUUCUUCAAAUAGCAGUUAGCAACAAAAGUCCUGUCAAAGAAGAUUUAACGACUAAAACACAACCAAAAGAAAUAAAGCUAUUUGCUCUUAUACUUUCAAUAACAUGUGGAAUGCUGUUUACGGUUUUAAUUGUUUUCAUCGUAAUAUUCAAAUGUAGAUUAAUAGAGCAGAGCACUGAGCCUGAAAACAAACAUCAAGGUAACGUGACGUUGCCAAAAUUUUAUAAUGAACAAUCGGUUCAUUCGGAACGAAAUGAUGCGGUACAUGGAUACUCAGUACAUGGAUCGAAAUACAUGGAAUUUCCAAGAAAUGAGAAUAUUACUUCAAAUGGCGACUAUUCGGAGCGCAACCAACGAGUAGGAAUGAUAGAAAAACAGACAUCCUGCGACUCCCAAGACCAAAAUUUUCUGCUAUCUACACCCAGGCGUAUAGAUCUGGCGAUUUCUCCACAUUCUGAUGCGGACAGUGGAAGAGGUGACAGUGACAUCGACGCUGCCGUUUGUAAUGUUUUUGAUUCUAGUGGUAAAGAAUUCCGAGAUAACCGUAGGCAUCCGAAACAUCAUCCAAGACCUUCGCUACUCAAUAUACAGCACCGGGCUAUAAUAAGCGAAGAUAAUAUGGGAACUUCCACAAUGGAACGAAAAUCAAUAUGUGAUGAUAUAGACACAAGGGAAUCUUCACAAUCGUCGGAAUGUAACCGCGACCCAUUAGUAGAUUCACUUCCAAAUUCUGCAAAAUGUAUGAGGAUUGGUAGUAGAUUUUCAAAUUGUGGGAGUGAAGAUGGCUUUAAAGCUGGAUGUACAUUUUCAAAAUACACUAGAAGUAAUUCGAUGGAUUUAGCAAUGAGACAUUCUCAAAAUAAAUCUGCAUUUGUUGAAUUACCCGAUGAUGAUGAAAUUAUGCAGUCAGACAAAGAAGAGUCGGAAAGUGGAACUGAACUGCAAAUAUAGACGUCAUACAAUGAGAGUGUUAUUGAGCUGCGCUAAUGUAGUGGUUUCUGAGAAAUUCCCAGAUAUGGGUUUGCAUUCGGAUCUACAAAUAAAUAACCAAUGCCUAUAUCGGAUUAUCUGGUUUUUCUAUUCAUUCUCGAAAACACAAUUUCUUCAAAUUUCAUACCAAAACAUGUUGAAUAAAGCAACAAUUUAACAAUUUUCUAAGAUGCUAUUUAUUACUACUUCAUAUCCUGCUAAUAUCAAUAUUUGAUAGAUGAAUUUUAUUUUCAUGCUGUUACUUCUCAAUAAAGGAUACGCAAAUGUUUGAAAAUAAAACUGCGAGUGUUUCCCACAAUUUCCAGUUCAUUAGGUUUAGAAAAUUCGAGGAUAAAUGACUUCAGGUGGGCCAAAUGAACUAGCAAUUAAAUCGCUAGACUUAACUAACUCGUUGGCAUCGCAAAUUACAUACUUCUGGUUAAAAUCCAAUACCAGUCCUCUCGCAUAAAGUGUAAUAAAUUAGGCGGCAAUGCCUUAUCUGAAGAUCCCAAAAAUAAAAGCUAGUUAGUUACAUGUCAAUAGAUCUAAGUGGUUAAUUUUACAGCGCCUUGUUUAUAGCGAAAAGCAUCGAGCUUUAUAUUAUAUCUAGGUUCAUGAAAUCUGUUGCUUUACGCUAAAAUUUGCUUGCUUAUGACCGAUGAACUUACCGCGUGAACUUUGCGCCGCACGUGAAGUGAAGACUACAGGUACGCCAUUUGAGCAUUUCUUUAUAUUCAAAUAAUUAUUCAGUUACUGAAUGUUU
Styela clava is the source of this 4155-nucleotide messenger RNA. Its product is annotated as protocadherin gamma-C3-like. Gene Ontology annotation, cellular component: plasma membrane. Gene Ontology annotation, molecular function: calcium ion binding. NCBI's taxonomy places the organism in Eukaryota, Metazoa, Chordata, Ascidiacea, Stolidobranchia, Styelidae. Gene Ontology annotation, biological process: homophilic cell-cell adhesion. The record is from RefSeq and is a predicted model, not a curated record.